AUGCCAGAGCCCAAGUGGCAUCUUACAUAUUCAAGUGUGGUGUGCCGCAAGUUACGUGGAGAAGCCGCAUCCCAGAAGAUGUGUGACUUGCCAGGUGAUCGAUUAGAACCAGCCCCGCCAUUCACCUUUUGUGGUCUGGAUUGCUUUGGGCCAUUCCACACCCAAGACGGACGGAAGCAACACAAACGCUAUGGACUGCUAUUUACCUGCCCAGCCCUUAGAGCCGUCCAUAUCGAGCUACUGGAUGACAUGUCAACCGAUGCCAUGCUUAACGCCCUUCGCCGCUUCAUAGCUAUCAGAGGGAACGUCUCUAAGAUUCGCUGUGAUCAUGGGACGAAUUUCGUUGGAGCGCAGCGGGAGUUGGCUGAUGCAUUAAAGGAAAUUGACAGCGAAGAAAUUAGAAGACAACUAGCUGACCAGUGCGACUUUCAGAUGAACACCCCACAUUCGAGUCACAUGGGUGGUGUCUGGGAGAGACAAAUACGAUCAAUUCGUAGUGUUCUCACAGUAACAAUCAACCAAGCUCAGGGAAGACUAGAUAUAUCUUCAAUGAGGACCCUUCUGUACGAAGCCAUGGCAAUUGUUAACAGCCGACCUCUUGCCACAGACACUAUCAACGACCCUACCGAACCUGAGCCAAUCACCCCCAACCACCUCUUGACAAUGAAAUCAAGUGUCCUUCUACCACCACCUGGUAACUUCGUCAAAGAGGAUGUAUACGCCAGAAAAAGAUGGAAAAGAGUCCAGUAUUUGGCCAAUCAAUUCUGGACUCGUUGGAAAGCUGAAUAUCUGUCAAAUCUCCAAUCGAGACAGAAAUGGCAGAAGACCAAGCGAGAGAUUGAAGUUGGUGAUGUGGUCAUUCUGCAUGAUCAAGAGCUUCCACGUGGAAACUGGGAAAUGGCAAUAGUAGAAGAAGCCUUCAAGAGCAGUGAUGGGCUGAUCCGCAAACUCAAGCUUAGGAUGCCCUCAGAACUAACGAGACAAGGAAAGCGUGUUAGCGAGAACCCACGAUUUUUGGAAAGACCCAUACAUAAGGUCACAGUUUUGAUAGAAAGGCAGAAUCAGCAGUUGGGCCCGGCCCAGCCUUGGUUGCUGAGCAUCAUCGGAUGUCCGUGCUGGAUGCGUGGUAUUUUUGGCAUUUAG
Molecule: messenger RNA, 1143 nt
Organism: Lineus longissimus
Lineage: Eukaryota; Metazoa; Nemertea; Pilidiophora; Heteronemertea; Lineidae
Exons: 1
Coding region: 1-1143 (380 amino acids)
Molecular function (GO): nucleic acid binding
Source: RefSeq, a predicted model, not a curated record